AUGGACGCCUACGGUGGAAAUGACGAGGAGAGUGCCGAGCUGCGAAAGCUCCUUGCAGAGGUGAAUGAUGAUCCAGACAACUUUGAAAUAUGGGAGAAGUUGGUACGCGCAGGAGAGUCGCUCGAGGGCGGAAUCAACAGAAACUCAAGUUCACAAGCGAUUACCACGAUCAGAAACAUAUAUGAUCGUCUCCUCGCCAAAUUUCCGCUGUUCUUUGGCUACUGGAAGAAAUAUGCCGACAUGGAGUUUGCCAUAGCCGGGACCGAAGCCGCCGAGAUGGUCUAUGAACGAGGUGUUGCAAGCAUCACAAACUCGGUCGACUUAUGGACCAACUACUGCGCCUUCAAAUCCGAGACCUGCCACGACGCCGACGUCAUCCGAGAGCUCUUUGAGCGAGGCGCCGUUUACGUAGGCCUCGACUUCCUCGCCCACCCGUUCUGGGACAAAUACAUCGAGUUCGAAGAGCGUCUGGAGUCGUUUGAUCGAAUCUUUGCGAUUCUCGCCAGAAUUAUCAGCAUUCCGAUGCAUCAGUAUGCGAGGUACUUUGAAAAGUACCGGCAAAUGGCUCAAACAAGACCACUGACUGCCAUCGUGCCUCCCGGGACUCUCACUCAGUUACAGAUGGAUCUCGAGAAUGAAGGUCUCGGAUACAAAGCCGGUCUCAGUCAGACAGAAGUGGAACGCGAGCUGCGGGUACGGAUCGACGCUUACCAUCUCGAACUGUUCAGGGUGACACAGACCGAGACGACGAAGCGAUGGACCUACGAGGCUGAAAUCAAGCGACCCUAUUUCCAUGUGACAGACUUGGAUGAAGCCCAAUUGGCGAAUUGGCGCAAGUACCUCGACUUUGAGGAGAGUGAAGGCGAUUAUACGCGCAUCCAGUUCUUGUACGAGCGGUGCCUGGUAACCUGUGCCCAAUACGAGGAGUUUUGGUUGAGGUAUGCUAGGUGGAUGCUUGGCCAACCGGGCAAGGAAGAGGAAGUCCGAAACAUCUACCAGCGGGCAGCUUGCAUUUUUGUUCCCAUCGCUCUUCCAACCGUCAGACUUCAAUAUGCCUACUUUGAAGAGAUGACCGGACGAGUUGAUGUGGCCAAGGAUAUUCACGAGGCUAUUCUCGUUCAACUGCCCGGACACGUCGAAACCAUUGUCUCUCUUGCGAACACCACUCGCCGUCAUUCUGGACUCGAUGCUGCCCUGGCCGUCUACCAGAGUCACAUUGACGCCCCCACAAUCGAUCUUUCAGCCAAAGCCGCUCUCGUGGCGGAAUGGGCAGGUUUGUUGUGGAAGGUGAAAGGCGCACCGGAAGAAGCUCGACAAGUGUUCCAAAAGAACCAACAUUGGUAUCUCGACAGCCCGGCUUUCUGGACCAACUAUCUUCGUUUCGAGAUUGAACAGCCCACAACAGCCGACACGGAACAAGCACACCACGACCGAAUUAGACGCGUGGUCGAUGAGAUCCUUACGAAGAGCCGUCUCGGCGAGUCCACUGUUCAGCAGCUCGUUACCACAUACAUGAAAUACUUGUUGGAGAAGGGCACCAAGGACGCCGCCAAAGAGUACAUGACCCUUGAUCGGGAGAUCAACGGACCCAUCUCCGUUCAAAAGUUGCCCAAAGCACUCACAGAUCCCAGCAAGGGCAUUGUAGGAGUUGUUAAUGGUCAGCCUCCGCCGAUCCGGUACGCAUAA
Exophiala dermatitidis NIH/UT8656 is the source of this 1686-nucleotide messenger RNA. RefSeq lists its product as uncharacterized. Gene Ontology annotation, molecular function: protein binding. Lineage: Eukaryota; Fungi; Ascomycota; Eurotiomycetes; Chaetothyriales; Herpotrichiellaceae. Gene Ontology annotation, biological process: mRNA 5'-splice site recognition; RNA processing. The record is from RefSeq and is a predicted model, not a curated record. The coding region runs from base 1 to 1686 and encodes 561 amino acids. Gene Ontology annotation, cellular component: commitment complex; U1 snRNP; U2-type prespliceosome. The transcript is spliced from 5 exons.